Drosophila erecta is the source of this 3296-nucleotide messenger RNA. RefSeq names its product 85/88 kDa calcium-independent phospholipase A2 (gene iPLA2-VIA). Lineage: Eukaryota; Metazoa; Arthropoda; Insecta; Diptera; Drosophilidae. Bases 265 to 2925 code for a protein of 886 amino acids. Gene Ontology annotation, biological process: lipid metabolic process; positive regulation of ceramide biosynthetic process. Gene Ontology annotation, cellular component: mitochondrion. The record is from RefSeq and is a predicted model, not a curated record. The transcript is spliced from 8 exons. Gene Ontology annotation, molecular function: protein binding.
GAAAUAUCGUUUAGUGCGCAACCAUCACUGACAAACGGUGACAUCGCUAAUAAAGCUGCAAAAAAUACAGCACAGUUGUUAUUUUCGAUAGCAGAAAUUCUAAAGUGUAUAAUUCUGGAAUUGUGCGAUAAGGAACCCUGAAAUUAGAGCAGUAAAAUGUUCAAUGGUUCACCGCAUCCACAUAAGCCAGCUCAUCCGUUCUGAUUGGCCAAGUUCAAAGUACACAUUCAGCAUCCGCAGCAGAAAAUUCCGCAAUCUUGAGUCAUGGCGUGGAUGGCCUUUGGAGCCCUAGCCUCCGGUUUCGUUCUACAGCGCCUGCUGGGUGGCGAUCAGCCGGCCAAUAAGGUCUUGGAGGUCAAGAGCGAAUCGCUGGGAACGCUUCAAGUCCUGGCUCGCGAUGACGCCAUGGUCCUCUUUGCACCGCCCUUUAACAGCAAUGACAAGCGAGCCGUCUAUGAAAUCAUUUUGCAGCGACCCACCUCGGAUUCCAAUACCACAUCCUUUAGUCUGUACCGGUCGCCGGUGCAGCAGGAAGCCGAGGAACGCUUCAAUGCGUUUCUGCAAAGGCUGCCCGUCUUCGUCAGCAUUGUCAAAGAGUACUAUAAUGUAAAUGGCCUGCAGAAAGCUUGCGACGCCUUGGCGGAUAAUCCCUCCUGGACGCUGUCCCAUUUAAUUGCCUACUUCAACCUGGUGGACUACAUCAGCAAUCCGAAGAUGCUCCAGUGCGUGGACCAAGCAGAUGCCACCACUCUAAUGUCGCCUUUCCAGUUGGCCAUCAAACAGGGCCACAUAGAGAUGGUGAAAGUCCUGCUGCCGCUGAGCAAGCUAGAACACUUGGAUAUUAACAGCAACUCGGUGUUUCACUACGCCGCUAGCACCACCAAAGAGAUUAUCAAUCUUAUCACGGAUAAAAGCACGGUAAAUCUGAAUCAUCUCAACUCCGAUGGUUACACACCACUUCAUGUCGCGUGCCUCGCCGACAAGCCAGAGAAUGUGAAGGCACUGCUGCUGGCUGGGGCCAAUGUCAAUCUCAAUGCCAAGAACAUCCGCAAAGUGUACAAGACAUCCGCACCCACUACGGUGUCCUCUUUUCUGCGCACCAAUGUUAGCAAGCUGUACACACAAGACAUGAAAUAUGGCGGCACUCCUCUGCACUGGUGUUCCUCCCGCGAAACCCUGCAUGCCCUCAUCAUGGAGGGGUGUGAUGUCAAUGCCACAAACUUUGAUGGACGGACAGCACUGCAUGUGAUGGUGGCUAGGAAUCGCUUUGAGUGCGUUGUCACCCUACUGGCCCACGAUGCGGAGAUCGAUGUGCUGGACAAAGACGGUAAUGCAGCUUUGCACAUUGCCAUUGAAAAGAAACUAGUGCCGAUCGUUCAGUGUCUCGUGGUCUUUGGGUGUGACAUCAAUCUGAAGAACAAGGAUGGCAAGACACCACGUCACAUGGUUGGCAAUGAAACUUCUACCAAUAAGGAAGAUGAAAUCCUCUACAUCCUGCACUCUGUGGGAGCCAAACGCUGUAAGGAGACUGGCUCAAAGUGUCCGCCAGGCUGCAAUGCCAAAGGCACCUACAACGGCAUACCGCCAGAGGCACCGGAAUCCGUGGAGCAGCGCGAGCAUAUAGAAAACAUGCUUGCCACCACCAGCCGACAAAUGAUGGGUGGUUUUCUGAACGCAGCGGCCAAUGGAAUACUGGAGAAGCAGCAGCCGGAGCAAAAGCCAGUGGUUGUCGAUACUGAGAAAGAAUUAAAAGGCCAGAGUAUAAUGGAUGCCCUGCUCGGCAUGUUUACAACCAAAGUGAAUGCAGAUGAGAUGAAGAAGGACAACUCGUCGGAUAGUUUGGCCAGUGGUUCGGCAAAAUCAGCUGUGUCCAGUCCAGAGCAGCUUCCUUCACCCACCUCGCCUAUUUCCGCUGAAAUCGGCGAUAAACCCUACGGACGCGGACGCCUGCUCUGCCUGGAUGGUGGUGGCAUUCGUGGUCUGGUCCUGGUACAGAUGCUGCUUGAAAUAGAAAAACUGUCGCGCACUCCUAUUAUCCACAUGUUCGACUGGAUUGCCGGCACCAGUACUGGAGGAAUUCUCGCUUUGGCACUGGGUUGCGGCAAGACGAUGCGUCAGUGCAUGGGGCUCUACUUGCGCAUGAAGGAGCAGUGUUUUGUGGGCUCACGCCCCUACAACAGCGAGUUUUUCGAGUCAAUUUUAAAGGACAAUUUGGGCGAGUUUAACGUCAUGACGGAUAUUAAGCACCCGAAGAUCAUGGUCACCGGUGUGAUGGCGGAUCGCAAGCCCGUCGAUCUACAUCUAUUUCGCAACUAUACGAGUGCUAGUGACAUUUUGGGCAUUGUGACUUCCAUAAACAACCGAAGAAUUCCUCCUCCGCAACCAAACGAACAAUUGGUUUGGCGUGCUGCUCGGGCUACUGGAGCUGCGCCCUCCUAUUUCCGCGCCUUUGGUCGCUUUCUGGAUGGCGGCUUGAUUGCCAACAACCCGACGCUGGACGCAAUGACCGAGAUUCACGAGUACAAUAUGGCCUUACGCAGCGCUGGACGCGAAGCAGAGGCCAUACCUGUAUCCGUGGUAAUGUCACUGGGCACGGGUCAUAUUCCGGUGACUGAACUUAAGGACAUUGAUGUCUUCCGACCGGAGAGCAUCUGGGAUACGGCCAAACUGGCCUACGGAAUCUCCACUAUUGGCAAUCUACUGGUGGACCAGGCCACCUGCUCCGAUGGAAGAGUGGUAGAUAGAGCUCGCGCCUGGUGCAGCACCAUAGGCAUACCGUACUUCAGGUUCAACCCUCAGCUCAGCGAGGACAUCGCCAUGGACGAAAAGGACGACCAAAAACUAAUCAACAUGCUGUGGCACACUAAGGCGUAUAUGCACGCCAAUCGGAAUAAGAUCAUAGAGAUGAUCAAUUUCCUAAAAUAGCAUGCCAGACGGAUUUAGACCGCAUUUGCUGUAGAGAUCUCUUAUCAGAGGGAUCCUUUCGAUUCAUGUCUGUGUAUUUUAGACUCGUUUCACCUUCUUCGUUUUUAUUAAGCACCUUUUCUGCGGUCUAAAUCAGCUCACCCGCUGGGACUUCCACUCUCAAUAACACCGAAAUCCUCCCACCACCUGGCUCCAAAACAGAAUCUGCAUGUUUCCACACCCAAACACCUAUUUUUUUUAUAUUCUGAGGCUUUAUCUCCAGGAUACCAAACGAAAUACGCUUUGUAUAUUGUGUUAUUGGACCAAAGAAGGUACCAUAUCAUCACAUUAAUUUCGAAAAUCUUUUAUUUUGUAUAUUAUAAUCGGCCAUG